CCACCUAUACCCAAAAACCAGACUGUCAGCCUCCAGGGCUGCAGAGAGGUGCUGGUUAUAAUAGGGGGGAAAACUUGGUACUUUCAUUGCGACAUUGUCCCAGCGACUAUCCUUCUUGAAGAGCGAGGAUGGUGGAGGUGAAGAGCAUCUGCUGUAUUGGGGCGGGGUACGUGGGCGGCCCCACUUGCACCGUCAUAGCUCAGAUGUGCCCGGAGGUGACGGUCACGGUGGUGGAUCUGAACGAGGACCGCAUUCGGGCCUGGAAUUCCGACAACCUCCCCAUAUUCGAGCCUGGACUACAGGAAGUGGUGGAGUCAUGUCGAGGGGUCAACCUCUUUUUCUCCACGGACAUCGAUACAGCUAUCCAGGAUGCAGACCUGAUCUUUAUAUCGGUGAACACGCCCACAAAGACGUUCGGCAUCGGGAAGGGGCGGGCGGCAGACCUGAAGUACAUCGAGGCGUGCGCCAGGCGCAUCGCUGACGUGUCCCGCGGCUGCAAGAUUGUGGUGGAGAAGAGCACGGUGCCGGUGCGCGCCGCGGAGAGCAUCCGCCGCAUCUUCAACGCCAACACCAAGAGCAGCCUCAGCUUCCAGGUCCUCUCCAACCCAGAAUUCCUAGCGGAGGGAACGGCCAUCGCUGACCUGAAGAACCCCGACCGGGUGCUGAUUGGAGGAGAUGAGACCCCUGAGGGUCAGAGGGCAAUCGAGGCACUGCACAGAAUCUAUGAGCACUGGGUCCCCAAGAGCAAGAUCAUCACCACCAAUACCUGGUCUUCAGAGCUUUCAAAACUGGCAGCCAACGCUUUUCUCGCUCAGCGAAUCAGCAGCAUCAACUCCAUCAGCGCAGUGUGUGAGGUCACUGGGGCAGAUGUGGAAGAGGUGGCCCACGCCAUCGGCACCGACCGGCGAAUCGGCAGCCGCUUCCUCAAGGCCAGUGUGGGCUUCGGGGGCAGCUGUUUCCAGAAGGACGUCCUCAACCUCGUCUACCUGUGCGAAGCUCUGAGCCUGCCUGAGGUGGCCAGAUACUGGCAACAGGUGAUCGAGAUCAAUGAUUACCAGCGGAAGCGCUUCUCCUCGAGAAUCAUCGGUUGCCUUUUCAACACGGUGACGGACAAGAAGAUCGCCCUGCUUGGGUUUGCUUUCAAGAAGGACACUGGCGACACCAGAGAGUCCUCCACCAUCUACAUCAGCAGGUACCUGAUGGACGAGGGCGCCCGCCUCCACAUCUACGACCCGAAGGUGAAGCCGGAGCAGAUCGUUCAGGACCUGUCCCACGGGGAAGACCCAUCCAGAGUCUCUCGUCUCGUCACCAUCUCCGCGGACCCUUACGAUGCCUGCGAGGAUGCCCAUGCCAUCGUCAUCUGCACGGAGUGGGACAUGUUCAAGGAACUGGAAUAUGAAAGGAUCUACGCGGCCAUGCUGAAGCCUGCGUUCAUCUUCGACGGCAGGAGGAUUCUGGACAGCUUGCACGAGGAGCUGCAGCACAUUGGCUUCCAGGUGGAGACCAUUGGUAAAAGAGUAAAACAAAGAAUAUCCUUCAAUGGCAGCAAGAACACGCCCACUCCAGACCACCUACCCGCACCCAAGAGGACCAAACAGUGAGGCAGCAGCUGUGUUUCUGCGUGCGUCACGGUCAGUGCUGCAGUGGUUCAACAGUUUUAUUAGGAAAAAAAUUACAAUUUCAUAUUUAGUAUUGCCACAUUUUUAUAUGUUGUCAUAUAUAUAUAUAUAUAUAUAUAUAUAUAUAUAUAUAUAUAUAUAUAGUUAUAUGUUAUAUAUAUUAUAUAUAGUAAGUCAGACUUGGAAAUGGAAUUGGAUUCUGCUUUAUGUCUAAAAGCAUCAGAGGACUUGGAGUUUUGAAAAGUGUCUGUCUGCCUGUCUGUUUGUUUUUUCAGGGUUUUUUCACCUUUGAGUUUAGCUGUUGUUUUCUACAAUGAGUGAAAAAGCCUUAUUCCAAAUCAGAAUAAAAUAGCCUCUUUCUGUUACUGCUGUUAUAUUGUAAACUACUGUUCUGUUUUUCCUUUGAAUCCAGAAAUAUUUAAGCCGUGGGCCAGUUAAUGUUUACUGCCUAUGCAAUAAUUUCUGUAUAAAAUUGCUUUCUUUUUAUUUAAGUAUUUCUAGUAUUAUUUAAUGCAGCAAAUGUGGCUACUAAAUUAUAAGCUGCUGAUGAUUCAUUUGGUUAUUUUCUUGCUGUAAAAAAAAAAAAACCUUUUUAACUGAAGAAUUGUGUGAUGUUCCAUAUUGACAAGUUGGUUUAUGUCAUACAGUGAAACAUUUAAAAUAAU
Molecule: messenger RNA, 2284 nt
Organism: Anguilla rostrata (American eel)
Lineage: Eukaryota; Metazoa; Chordata; Actinopteri; Anguilliformes; Anguillidae
Product: UDP-glucose 6-dehydrogenase-like
Exons: 12
Coding region: 129-1601 (490 amino acids)
Biological process (GO): glycosaminoglycan biosynthetic process
Cellular component (GO): nucleus
Molecular function (GO): NAD binding; UDP-glucose 6-dehydrogenase activity
Source: RefSeq, a predicted model, not a curated record